Molecule: messenger RNA, 704 nt
Organism: Hypomesus transpacificus
Lineage: Eukaryota; Metazoa; Chordata; Actinopteri; Osmeriformes; Osmeridae
Gene: arf3b
Product: ADP-ribosylation factor 3b
Exons: 5
Coding region: 159-704 (181 amino acids)
Biological process (GO): intracellular protein transport; vesicle-mediated transport
Cellular component (GO): plasma membrane; cytoplasm
Molecular function (GO): GTP binding; GTPase activity
Source: RefSeq, a predicted model, not a curated record
GUCGUUCCUUUCAGCGCAGACGCUGUUUCCUCUGAUCCGAUCCCAGAUUGGACGAACAAGGCAGCUGACAGCCAGUCUGACAUUUAUUGGACACUUCCAUCAGUCCUUACCACUAAUUCCUUGCAUAUUCAUUAAAAGAAAGGAUCACAGUCUCUAUCAUGGGGAACAUUUUUGGAAAUCUGCUGAAGAGUUUGAUUGGGAAGAAGGAGAUGAGGAUUCUGAUGGUGGGCCUUGACGCAGCAGGAAAGACCACAAUCUUAUACAAACUGAAACUGGGAGAGAUAGUCACCACAAUUCCUACUAUUGGGUUCAAUGUGGAGACGGUGGAAUACAAGAACAUCAGCUUUACUGUGUGGGACGUGGGUGGCCAGGACAAGAUCCGUCCCCUCUGGAGACACUACUUCCAGAACACACAGGGUCUGAUCUUUGUGGUGGACAGUAAUGACAGGGAGCGAGUGAAUGAGGCAAGGGAGGAGCUGAUGAGGAUGCUGGCAGAGGAUGAACUGAGGGACGCCGUGCUGCUGGUGUUCGCUAACAAGCAGGACCUGCCCAAUGCCAUGAAUGCAGCAGAGAUCACUGACAAGCUGGGCCUACACUCCUUGCGCCACCGCAACUGGUACAUCCAGGCCACCUGCGCCACUAGUGGGGACGGUCUCUACGAGGGCCUUGACUGGCUGGCCAAUCAGCUUAAGAAUAAGAAGUGA